Erythranthe guttata (spotted monkey flower) is the source of this 2899-nucleotide messenger RNA. Lineage: Eukaryota; Viridiplantae; Streptophyta; Magnoliopsida; Lamiales; Phrymaceae. The record is from RefSeq and is a predicted model, not a curated record.
AAAUAUCUUUUCCAGUGGUGUGAAACCAACCAACCAAAUUUCCCUUCCCCCUCGAGCAGCCGCGCUUUUACAGCUUCAUCAACUUCUUCAAUCUUUGAUCAACCCUGAAAACGAAGGUCGAUUCACAGAGAAUUAAUGGAGGUUUCAGCACUGUGUAAUUCACACACAGUGAGCUCCGCCACCAGCAUUGCUCUGUUAACUAACCACCGCAAAUGGGAGUUCUCAUUCAACAAACAAACGCCGUCGUUUCGUUCCCGCAGCUCCUUCUUCAUCAUCAAAAACGUAGCCAGUAAGAAACAGACCCAGAAACAACAACAACAAGAACAAGGGGGUGCAUUGGAUGCACUGAAGCCAGACUCUGCAUCGAUUGCGUCGAGUAUAAAGUACCACGCGGAGUUCACUCCAUCGUUCUCUCCCGAGCUUUUCGAGCUUCCGAAAGCGUACUACGCCACCGCCCAAAGCGUUCGCGACGUGCUCGUUGCGAACUGGAACACCACGUACGAUCACUACGAAAAGGUCGACGUAAAGCAGGCCUACUAUCUAUCCAUGGAAUUUCUCCAGGGUAGAGCAUUGUUGAACGCGAUCGGUAAUUUGGAGCUCAAAGGGCCUUACGCGGAGGCGCUCAAGAAGUUGGGACACGAUUUAGAAGAUGUAGCUAAACAGGAACCGGAUGCAGCGCUCGGUAAUGGUGGAUUAGGGCGGCUUGCUUCUUGCUUUCUCGACUCAAUGGCUACACUUAAUUACCCAGCUUGGGGUUAUGGACUUAGAUACAGAUAUGGUUUAUUUAAGCAGCUUAUUACCAAAGAUGGUCAAGAAGAAGUUGCUGAAAAUUGGCUCGAGAUGGGAAAUCCGUGGGAAAUAAUACGAAACGAUAUUUCCUAUCCCAUUAAAUUCUACGGAGAAGUCGUCGAAAGUAGUUCCGGUAACGGAAAGAAAGAAUGGAUUGGAGGAGAAAACAUAGUUGCUGUUGCCUAUGAUGUUCCGAUACCAGGUUACAAAACCAAAACCACCAUCAACUUGAGGCUGUGGUCAACAAAAGUCAACUCAGAAGUUUUCGACUUGCGUGCUUUUAAUAACGGAGAUCAUCCAAAAGCGUACGAGGCCAUGAAAAGGGCCGAAAAGAUUUGCUAUAUUUUAUACCCAGGCGACGAGUCGUACGAAGGGAAAACACUUCGACUGAAGCAACAAUACACACUAUGCUCAGCUUCUUUACAGGAUAUUGUAUCGAGAUUUGAGAGGAGAUGUGGCGAAUUGGUAAAUUGGGAGAAUUUUCCGGAAAAAGUUGCUGUGCAAAUGAACGAUACUCACCCGACUCUGUGUAUACCUGAGUUGAUUAGAAUAUUAGUGGAUGUGAAGGGGUUGAGUUGGAACGAAGCAUGGGCUAUCACUCAAAGAACUGUGGCGUACACUAACCAUACGGUUCUUCCUGAGGCUUUGGAGAAAUGGAGUUUGGAUCUUCUUCAAGAACUUCUUCCUCGACAUGUUGAGAUUAUAAGACUGAUUGACGAAGAGCUUGUGAGUACAAUUGUCGAAGAGUAUGGUACAGAGGAUCUGGAUUUGCUGAAGGAAAAGCUGAACGAAAUGCGGAUUUUGGACAAUAUCGAACUACCUUGUGCUGUCUUAGAUUUACUUGUUAAGUCACACGAAAUCCCUGUCGAGAAUUCUGUCCAAACAGAAGAAGAAGAUUCCGAAUCUGAUGAAGUGGCACAAGUCAGUGGCAAAGAAGAAGAAGAGAAAUCUACCGACGAAGAUAAGGAAAUUGAAGUUCCAAAGGUGAGCCCCAUUGAUAUAGUCAAGUCAGCGUUUGAACCCGAUCCAAAACAACCUAUAAUAAAGCGCAUCCACGAGUACAAGAGACAGCUGUUGAAUAUACUGGGAAUCGUUUAUCGAUACAAGAAGAUGAAGGAAAUGAGCGCUGAGGAGAGAAAAUCUAAAUUUGUUCCGAGAGUUUGCAUAUUCGGAGGGAAAGCAUUUGCUACUUACGUACAAGCUAAGAGGAUCGUGAAAUUUAUUACCGAUGUGGGGGCCACGGUAAAUCAUGAUCCUGAGAUAGGUGACCUUCUCAAGGUCAUCUUCGUACCGGAUUACAAUGUAAGUGUUGCCGAAGUUCUUAUUCCUGCCACUGAGCUGUCUCAACAUAUCAGCACGGCCGGAAUGGAGGCAAGUGGAACAAGCAAUAUGAAAUUUGCAAUGAAAUGGGGAGGCUUACUUUUUAGGAAACAUUAGACGGGUGCCAAUGUUGAAAAUAGGGAAGAAGUUGGAGAAGACAACUUCUUUCUCUUCGGUGCUCGUGCGGACGAAAUUGCCGGCCUUCGUAAAGAAAGAGCUGAGGGAAAGUUUGUGGCGGAUCCUAGAUUCGAAGAGGUGAAAGAGUUCGUUAAAAGCGGUGUAUUCGGACCCUACAACUACGACGAAAUGAUGGGCUCUUUAGAAGGAAAUGAAGGCUAUGGCCGAGCGGAUUAUUUCCUAGUUGGCAAAGAUUUUCCGAGUUAUCUCGAUUGUCAAGAAAAAGUUGACCAGGCUUAUAGAGAUCAAAAGAAUUGGACCAAGAUGUCGAUAUUGAACACGGCUGGUUCGUCAAAGUUUAGUAGUGACCGUACGAUCCAUCAGUAUGCGAGAGAAAUAUGGUCGAUCGAGCCCGUCUUGUUACCAUGAAAUAGAAAAACAAUUUAGAAACACACUUUUUAAAGUUACAAUCGAUCUCCACAAAGAUUGCUUAAUUAAGCCAAUUUUUUUUAGUACGAUUAUUGAUGUGGCUAAUAUAGCUAUAGAGUUCUUUCCUUGAGUGUAUUUUCGUGUUCGUUCUUUCGUUGCAAAUUUGUACGACUAUAUAUAGUGAAGUAUACUUGACCACGGUUCAUUUAUGUAACAACUACAAAUCCGCGGCUGUCGCAAAUUA